Plasmodium coatneyi is the source of this 4491-nucleotide messenger RNA. Its product is annotated as Phosphatidylinositol 4-kinase. Gene Ontology annotation, biological process: phosphatidylinositol phosphate biosynthetic process; phosphatidylinositol-mediated signaling. The coding region runs from base 1 to 4491 and encodes 1496 amino acids. The transcript is spliced from 4 exons. Lineage: Eukaryota; Apicomplexa; Aconoidasida; Haemosporida; Plasmodiidae. Gene Ontology annotation, molecular function: 1-phosphatidylinositol 4-kinase activity. The record is from RefSeq and is a predicted model, not a curated record. Gene Ontology annotation, cellular component: cytoplasm; membrane.
AUGGACCACAAAACAGACGACGCAGCAGGACAGACCAGCAAGGAAGAUGCUGGCAAUGCAACCGUGACAGAAUGCGACCAAAGGGAAAAAUGCACCUCCGCACCGGAAGAGAGCACAUCCUAUAGGUCUCUCUACAAACACAAUUACAAAGCUCACGCAUACGUGGAUAAUUCUGUUUGCCUUCGAUUGAAAGGUCGUGGAGGGGAGGUGCAAGUUGAUGCGGAUACUGAAGAACCGCAGCGUUGUGUAGACCCAUCCAAGGGGGAUUUCCCAAUGGGUGCCUGCACACAUGAUAACACACAUGAUGAUACACCCGAUGAUACACCUGAUGACAGACCUGUUGGAGAACCAAGUGGGAAAAGUUCCAAUCUUGAAGACGUCGCUGCCACAGGGAGGAACAACCCAGGUGGGGUUGCAGUCGAUAGGAGUGACGAAGCGAUAUACACCCAACCGGGGGCCCAACAUAGUAACAACCAUAAUGAGGAGAAGAGGGAGAACUCAGACCUCUGCCCUCACUCCAACGAUAAUUACACCCUUCACGGAAGUCACAUAAGUGACCACCACCUGGAGGAGGAGAACAAUAAGAAGAAGCCACAGGAGAGUGAUCACCCCAGUGAAGAGAUGCCAAGCUGGGAAGCACACAAAAUGCAGGAAAAGGAUCAGUCGACGGAAAAACAGAAAAAAAUAAAAAUCAUCGAAAUGUUUAAAAUGAAGUUGGAAAACAAGGAGAUGAGCAGGAGUCGCCACGGGAAUCGCCACGAUCAUCAUGAUGCUCAUCGUGAUGGUUCCUCCGGUUAUGACGAAAAUGGUGACCGUGACGACCAUUCGGGUGGAGCUUCCCCCAGUGCGUCCAACCGCCACGCACAAAUACGGGAAAGCAUCUCACGGAUUUUUAGCGAAUCGCCUUCCUCCAAGCCGAAGAUAAUAAACGAGCUUAAGCGUAGUGACAGUCAUGUGGGGGAAGAAGACGAGGGGGGAGGUAGCCACCACGGCAGCAGUAACAACGACAAGGGUAGCCCCCUCUGCAGUAGUAGCAAUGACCAGGGUAGCCCCCACUGCAGCAGUAGUAACGACAGGGAUAAGGCAGACAGUAAGGCGAACGAAACGAAGAACGCAUUAAAGGAAGGAAGUCUGUUGAGGCUGUUCAGGUGCGAAUACUUCGACACCCAUCUGCACAUUAGAUACCUCUACGAUAGGAGGGAAGUGGGAGUUCACGAAUACCUAGUGAAUUCCCUUUACACGCAAAGGAAGUAUGAGGACAUAUUAUUUUACCUACCACAGUUGAGUCAGAUUUCUCUCGUCCGUUAUGAGUCCUCUUCCCUUUACCGCUUCCUCCUUUAUAAAGCAAGUAAAUCAAUGCAUUUUGCAUUGAAGCUCAGUUGGAUUUACCACUCCAUAGUGGAAGACAACUGUUCCAAGUACAAGGACUUGGCACAUAAGAUGACCCAAGAAAUAGAGAUGGCUGUUGUAAAUUGCAAACCAUUAAAUGGUAAGCGCACCUCGGGGAACGAGAACAAACAGUCCUACCUGCUUAACCUCGCUCAUCCUCUUCUCUUCAAAAGGAAGCACAUCAUCAGAAGGAUCAAGGCCAAUGAACGGUUCCAGCAGACCAAGCUGUUUAGGAAUUGCCUUAACAGGUCCUGCAACUCGUACCUGCUGAAGGGGGUCGAAGGGAUGGUGCAAAGUGAAGUCGACGUGGUGGGGCAAAGUGAAGUCGACGUGGUGGGGCAAAGUGAAGUCGAAGCGACCGGGCACAACACCACGUCAGGUGUCCCCCCAAGUGCUGCCCCAAUGGCCCCCCCAAUGGCCUGUCCGAAGAAGCGCCGCAAAAGGGACGCAACGAGUACCGCACCUCCCCCCAAGUUGCCCCAAUGUUACAUAAUAAAUUCAGGAGCCCUCUCCAUCGCCAGGGCGAAGGUGAAGUUACCUAGUACCUAUGCCAAGUUAGGCAACCCCCUCAGUGCAUCCAAAUUCUUCCUGCCAGAAUUUAAUUGCAGUUCCGAUAUGAUAGAAGACCUGCAGCAAUUUUUUAUGAAGCAAAGGAGAUGUGAUUAUUUUAGUCUCCUUAAUAAUUUCGUUAACCUAACUAUAUCCGUUUCGAAUCUUCUCUCCACAGAACCGGACAUAGAGGUACGGAAUGAGCUACUCAACCGGUUCAUAUAUUCAUUAAACAGUUGGAUGCUCAUGCGUAGAUGCAUCGUUGCUGCGUGUACGAAUGUGUUUUCCAUGACGGGACUGUGCAUUCCGUUGGAGUGUCUUUCCUCCCCACCACAGUCAAAUCAUAAAACGGAACAUACAACCAACAGCAGUGGGUUGCAGAUCCUACACUUCAAUUACGAUGAGUGCAAAAUAUUUUUCUCCAAGAAGAGGGCACCCUACCUGCUCAUGUUUGAGGUGGCCGACUUGGACGAGGACAUCAGCCACAUUCCCGAUGACCUGUUUUACCCCACCAAGGGGGGGAACCAGCCGAACAAGGAGACACCCCACGACGGGGUCAAUGGGGCAAUCGAUGCAACAGCAGAUGAUGCAAUGCGUGAUAUCCCUUACGGGGUGACCGAUACCGUGAAUGAUGACGUGCCCCCAGACGAACCGACGCGACAUCCGCAACCACGCAGGAAGGGCCACCGGAUCGAAAAAAACUUCUGUUCGUCCAAAAAUUACGGGCUCUUCAAUGAAAACAGCAGCUCCUACGAUUAUGAACCGCGAGGGGGUAUAUAUGAUGGGAAGAGGAAGAAGAAAAAGAAAAAAAAAAAAAAAAAAAAAAGCGAAAGUGGGGAAGAGGACGACGAGGGGAAGGGGCAGCAGACUGGCCAAAGCGAUUCAGAAGUAGAACAAGCUGAUCGGUGGAAAGUUGAUAUGGGAAAGGAAAAGGUGAGGAAGAAAAAAACGCCUGCCGAUCUGGAUGCCCUAAAAAUGGAGCACCUAUAUGUGUAUAACUGCAUAGUGAACGACCUGCGGAAGGAGAAUUUAAUUUCCUUCCCUUCGGAGGAGGAGGACAGCCUCUCGAUCAUUAGGAAGUGCAUUGGGAUGAAGGCAGAUGAGGAGGAUGAAGAACAUAACGACGAUGGGGGGGACACCGAAGGGGGAGACACAAACUCGGCAGGUGGACACGUAGAAGAGGCAGACCCAGAACCAAACAACCUCGAGGAAGGUGGCCCUCAUUGGAGUGUCACCCCCACGGAGGAAGGCAUCCAGGAGGUAGGAAAAAGCUUCCUGGUAACGCCCCGUUCGGCCUCCAUGCCGAAUUACUUAAGUAGCUCCAUGGAAAAGUGCAACAUCAGCUCGAACGAUAACCAAAGCAAUGAAGUUAAAACGUCGCUGGAGAGCAUCAGUAGUGCAUUGGGUGAAUUACCAUCAGGGGGGUUGUACGAAAGUAAAGUGGACGCCCAAUAUGGAGGAUGUAACUCCACCACGGGGAAGGAUCCCGGUGAUGAACAUAUUUCAGCCCAACCGAGUGAACCCCUCACAACCACCCACACGCUCAGCAGCUUCUACCCAGCAGCAGAAAAAACAACCGACGUGUUGGAUAUCGAUGAAUAUUUCAAACCAGAAAAUUACACAAAUGAGGAAUUUAAAAAAAAAAACUGUAGAAUUAUAAAAAGGCUUUUAUGGGGAGAGUUAUUUGAAGAAAAAAAAAAAAAAAUCAGAAAAACUUCCCCCUAUGGUAAAUUGAAGACAUGGGAUCUGAAAUGCGUCAUUGUUAAGGGUGGGGAUGACUUGAGACAGGAACUAUUGGCAUCCCAACUGAUAAGGCAAUUCAAAAUUAUUUUUGAGAACGCAGGUCUACCCCUGUGGUUGCGUCCCUAUGAAAUUCUAGUCACCGGUGCGAACUCCGGAAUUAUUGAAUACGUGAAUGACACCUGCUCGGUGGACUCCCUGAAAAGGAAGUUUGGCGUUGACAGUAUUUCGACCAUUUUCAACGUCGUCUUCGCAGACUACAUCUUCGAGGCCAAGAAGGUCAGCACAGUUGACCCAAUCAGCGGCGUGAACUUCAUCGAGAGCCACGCCGCCUACUCACUUAUUUCUUACCUCCUCCAAGUGAAGGACAGACAUAACGGAAAUCUGUUGCUCGACUCAGACGGCCACCUCAUCCACAUAGACUACGGGUUCAUGCUCACCAACUCCCCUGGGAAUGUGAACUUCGAGACCUCCCCCUUCAAGCUCACCCAGGAAUACCUGGAUAUUAUGGAUGGAGAGAAGUCCGAAAAUUAUGAAUACUUCAGGCGCCUCAUCGUGAGUGGCUUCCUCGAGGCCCGCAAGCACUCAGAGGAGAUUAUUCUUUUCGUGGAGCUGAUGAUGCCAGCUUUGAAAAUCCCCUGCUUUGCGAACGGCACCCAGUUCUGCAUCGACUCGCUGAAGGAGCGCUUCAUGACCAACCUGGCUGUUGACGUGUGCAUCCAACGAAUCAACGCCCUCAUUGAAUCCUCGAUCAACAAUUUCCGGAGCGUGCAGUAUGACUACUUUCAGAGAAUCACCAACGGCAUAAUGUGA